Molecule: messenger RNA, 1111 nt
Organism: Penicillium cinerascens
Lineage: Eukaryota; Fungi; Ascomycota; Eurotiomycetes; Eurotiales; Aspergillaceae
Product: DUF92 domain-containing protein
Exons: 4
Coding region: 23-1111 (362 amino acids)
Cellular component (GO): membrane
Source: RefSeq, a predicted model, not a curated record
CUUAACCUCUACCUCAACCACGAUGAAGCCCAUAAUCGGCCUGACUGCGGUUGCUGCCCUUGUCUACCGAGCCUGGUCUCGCAAGUCUCUCACUCCACUCGGCCUGGUCGUGGCCGCCAUCUCCGCGACCGCACAUGCCCUCCACCCGUGGUCAACACCGUUUCUGCUGCUCGCGGUGUUUUACUAUGGAGGAACCAAGGCAACCAAGGUAAAACACGACGUCAAAGCGCGUCUGACUCUCUCGGCGACCGGCACAGAAGGUGGUGAAGGACCACGAAACCAUAUCCAGGUGUUAGCAAACUCCGUUGUCGCGACAAUUCUGAGUAUAGCACACGCGGUCGUUCUGGCCAGGUCGCCGGCGCAGUCAUGUUUCGCGCUCGGCAAUAGCUCAGCGGAUAUUCUGAUGGUGGGGGUAGUAGCUAAUUACGUCGCCGUCGCCGCUGAUACAUUCUCCUCCGAACUGGGGAUCCUCUCCAAGUCCAAUCCCCGCCUCAUUACCUCCCUCACCCUCCGUCAAGUACCACCGGGUACCAAUGGUGGCGUGACCCCGGCGGGUCUUGCAGCUGGUCUGCUGGGCUCAUUCAUGAUCGCCUUGACAUCUGCGAUCUUCCUUCCGUUUUGUGCGGAAAAGUCGGGCAUUCAGGACCGCGCCGUGUGGACGUUGGCUAUGACAUUUUGGGGUUUGCUGGGAAGUGUCUUGGACAGCGUGCUAGGUGGACUUUUACAAGCCAGUGUGGUGGAUAAAAGAAGCGGCAAGGUAGUUGAAGGAAGUGGCGGCAGAAAGGUUCUCAUUCAUCCGGGAUCCACCAAAGGGGCGCCCACCUCAGAAACGUCGCUGUCAGCCGAGGCCUCGGGCAGCACCAAGCUGCGCACCACCGAGGCCGUGGUGAACACGGCGAUGCUACGGGGAAGUCGUGCCACGGAUACAUCCGUGGGAACUCAAGCCGGACGUGCUCACGAAGAAGGUCACGAGAGCCGACGAAUUGAGACUGGCCACGAUUGGCUGGACAACAACGGAGUGAAUAUUCUUAUGGCGGUUCUCAUGAGCUUGGGAGCCAUGAGUAUUGCACAGUGGGUUUGGGGAGUUGACGUGCGUGAACUCUGGGCUUAG